CUUUAAAUAAGGGGGAGGCGAAGACGUCGAGCUACUGUUGUUUUUGUUGUGUUGAGUGCGCAGUGAGAGAAACAUGAUGUGGAAGAUUGUCCUCUCCGUUCUCGCAGCGGUUUUCGCCGUCGGGUCCGGAUCCUCCAUGUCCGGGGGGUAUCGAGUCAUCGAUGCCAACGACGAGGGCGUGCGUAAUGCCCUCGCCUUCUCCGUCGUCGAACACAAUCGAGCCAGCAACGACAUGUUCCUCAGCCAAGUGGCAAAAGUGAUCAAGGCCGAGAGACAGGUGGUGGCUGGCUACAACUACGAAAUAACUGUGAUGAUGGCGAAGACCCCCUGCAGAAAGGACGGCGCAAAGGACGUGUGUGCGAUCCACCCAGACCCAGCAAAUGCUCGGCCUUACCAGUGCACAUUCACCGUGUGGAGCCGCCCAUGGCUUAAUGACCUCAGGUUGACAACGCAGACAUGCUAGAAAGAAAACUACGUGGGAAAUCAUCCCUGUUGCAGUGUUUGCAGAAUAACCUUCAUACAGAGCAAUAUGUAUUUUCCUGUAGAUGAAGCACACAAUAAUAACCUUUUGAAAGUCAGUGUUUCAGAAUGUCUAUCAAGUUUAGUAUUGUAGAGAUUCAUUCACCUUUUGUAAUGCAUAAUCAUUAAACCAAGCAAAGAAUGGUGAACUAAAUUAUUGAUUAGGCUGUCUUUUAUUGAUACAGUUUGACUAAAUGUCCCAAUGUUUUUAAUUUUUUUUUAUGCAAAGCACAUGUACACAGAGCACAGAUGAGAUUGCAUCUGUAACAAAAUAGAAGUGCUACAUUAAUGAUGGAAAACAUUUUAUUACCCGACUGAGAAUUGGGGGAAAUAGUGGGAAAUAUCAUCUGGUAACAUUGUUUGAUCGUAAAAUGUAUGAAAAGGAACCAAACGGGUGGAUGCAUUAUUUGGUGAAAGGUGACUUUGUACCCAUGCAAUGAUAAAAAUGUAUGAAGAAGAAGCUGUAUAUGCUACAAUAGCUUUAUAAGAAAUACAUUGAGCCUGUUAGCUGAG
Cyclopterus lumpus (lumpfish) is the source of this 1032-nucleotide messenger RNA. RefSeq names its product cystatin C (amyloid angiopathy and cerebral hemorrhage) (gene cst3). The coding region runs from base 74 to 463 and encodes 129 amino acids. Lineage: Eukaryota; Metazoa; Chordata; Actinopteri; Perciformes; Cyclopteridae. The transcript is spliced from 3 exons. Gene Ontology annotation, molecular function: cysteine-type endopeptidase inhibitor activity. The record is from RefSeq and is a predicted model, not a curated record.